GCCAAUAGAGAUCACGGCCAAUUCUCAGACGGCAUUGAACAACCGUUAUCCACAGCAACAAUGGGCGAACCAGCCGCAGACGGUCCCGUGCAGGCCACCUCGUCACCAGCAACACUAACAUCCGCUCCCGUCGAAGUCCCCGCAGAAAGCGCCUCCGGCCCGACCGACAGCAACCAGGAGCAGGUCGUCACUCCCUGGGAUGUACAAGGAGCACAGGUAGACGGCAAGGCCGUCGCUAUCGACUACAAUAAGCUGGUCGAGCAGUUCGGGACGAGAAGGAUAGAUCAGGCGCUGCUGGAUAGGUUGGAGAAGCUGACGGGGACGAGGCCGCAUCCGUUUUUGAGGAGAGGGUUGUUCUUUUCGCACAGAGACCUGACACAACUACUGGACCGAUACGAGAAAGGAAAGCCAUUCUACCUCUACACCGGCCGUGGACCUAGCAGCGGGAGCAUGCACGUCGGCCACAUGGUUCCUUUCAUCUUCUGCAAAUGGUUGCAAGACGUCUUCCAAUGUCCGCUAGUCAUCCAACUCACCGACGACGAAAAGUUCCUGUUCAAGCAAGAACUGACUAUGGCUGACGCAUUGAAGUACUCAAAAGAGAACGCCAAGGACAUCAUGGCGUUCGGGUUCGACCCGGAGAAGACCCUGAUCUUCUCCAAUCUCGGGUACAUGAACCCCGCGUUCUACCAGAACGUGGUACGGAUCUCGAAAUGCAUCACCACCAAUGCAUCCAAGGCCACGUUCGGGUUUGGUGACAGCGACAAUGUUGGCAAACUGCACUUCGUGUCUGUGCAAGCCGCGCCGUCCUUCUCGAACUCGUUCCCGCAGAUCUUUGGCGGGAAAUCAGAUGUGCCAUGCUUGAUUCCGUGCGCGAUUGACCAGGAUCCUUACUUCCGACUUACCCGCGAUGUCGCUGCCAAGCUGAAGUACCCCAAACCAGCGCUGCUACACGCCAUGUUCUUCCCGGCCCUGCAGGGCCCCUCCUCCAAAAUGUCCGCCUCCAACGCCUCCUCCGCCAUCUACCUUACCGACACCCCCUCCCAAAUCAAAAACAAAAUCAACAAAUACGCCUUCUCCGGCGGCCGCGACACCCUCGAGGAGCACCGCAAGUACGGCGGUAACUGCGACGUCGACGUGUGCUUCCAGUACCUCCGCUUCUUCCUCGACGACGACGAUAAGCUUGAGGAGGUUCGCCAGAAGUAUACCAGUGGCGAGAUGAUGACGGGGGAGCUGAAGAAAUUUUGUAUUGAGGUUGUUACGGGGUUGGUGGGGGAGAUGCAGGCGAGACGGAAGACCCUCACGCAGGAGACGAUCGACAAGUUCCUCGACAUUGGUCCACGGAACAUCGUCACCCCGCCCGCGAAGAAGCCUGUCGCUUAGCGACGUCACGGCAAUUUGACUUUAUCUCGCUUGUAUGUUCAGUUUAUAUUCAUCGAGUUGACGUACGCGCAGCAGCAGCCUGCCAGUUAACUAUAAUGUCCGCCCCGAAUCCACCAGCGAAUGAGUUGUAUUUCAGCCGCGUUCAGUUGAUAAUAGCUGAUGACGACAGAUUCUGCAUUUUGUAGAUAGACUACAUGUAAUUAAAGAUUCAAA
Messenger RNA from Fimicolochytrium jonesii, 1593 nucleotides. Its product is annotated as tryptophanyl-tRNA synthetase. Gene Ontology annotation, biological process: tryptophanyl-tRNA aminoacylation. NCBI's taxonomy places the organism in Eukaryota, Fungi, Chytridiomycota, Chytridiomycetes, Spizellomycetales, Powellomycetaceae. The coding region runs from base 61 to 1380 and encodes 439 amino acids. The transcript has 4 exons. The record is from RefSeq and is a predicted model, not a curated record. Gene Ontology annotation, cellular component: cytoplasm. Gene Ontology annotation, molecular function: tryptophan-tRNA ligase activity; ATP binding.